AUGAAGGGAGCCGAUGCGCAGAUCACCACUCUGGUGGACGGCCGCUUCUUCAACCCCAUGACCACUGAGGCAGUGGUGACCAUCUACGUGCCUAAGAUAGAUUGCUUCUUCCGCGCGCCCCCCUCGAGCUCCUUCUACCAGCCCACGCCUCAGGUGGAGGAUACACACGG
Messenger RNA from Sphaeroforma arctica JP610, 170 nucleotides. RefSeq lists its product as hypothetical. The annotation marks the transcript as partial. NCBI's taxonomy places the organism in Eukaryota, Ichthyosporea, Ichthyophonida. The transcript has a single exon. The record is from RefSeq and is a predicted model, not a curated record.